GUGUAUGAUGUCCCUCCAAGUGUAUGCAGAGAUGGACCGAAUAGACAGAGCACCUACGACAUCCCCGUGUCUUAUGGUAGCGAGCCUCAGAGGUUGUUAGCCGGGCCGUAUUGCACCCUGCCGGCUCCCCGCAAACACAGUUGGGAUCAAGCGGACGCCAGCCGGGCUGCGAAACCCGAGCUAUACGACGUGCCGCUCUCCAGGGACGGAGCCGCCUUGCCAAAGGAAGCCCUGUACGACGUUCCUCCCACCACGGGCGGCGCUGCCAGCUGGGGUUCGCCUCAUCACGGCACACUGCCGGAGAGGCUACAACAUCCGGGCACUGCCCGCCAGCCACAGUACGACAUCCCCUCGCCGACGCCGCAGCGCUCACUUUACGACAUUCCCUCGUCACGUGAGCAUGCAGCGUCCAACCGCCACCUCUCGAAGUUUCCAGAAGUCUACGACGUUCCGGUCAGCGCCGUGAAGCCGCGCCCGGACGCUGUGCCCCACAACAUUUACGAUUUGCCCAGGAUUGGCCCUCGAGACGCACCCGCUGCCAGGAACCCUGCGGCGCCCGUCUAUGAUGUCCCCCCGCAGGUGUCCAGGGAUGUGCAGGCCUCCCGGGAGGAGGACCCAGGCCCCGCGGUGCCCGACACCGCCUGGGAGAUCACCCUGGAUGUGGAGAUGGCCGUCGGCAGGUUGGUGCAGCUGCAGCAGCAGGUCGUCGACUCGGUGGGCAGGGUUAUGGUGUUCGUCAGCAGCCAGUGGAGGCAGCUGUCCUUCCUGGAGGAGAACCUCAGCCAGAUCCACUCGGCAGCGGACGAGGUGAUGAAGUCGCUGGGCACCUUCAUGGACUUCGUGAGGGGAGUGAAAGUCAAUGCCACACGCCUGACGGAUGGCAAUCUCCAGAACCGGCUGUACAAGCAGCUCCUGAUCCUGGAGGAUUCCUACCAGAUCAUGGUGGAGACCUGCCAGGCACUGGGCGCCUCCGACUGGUCCCUCGAUGUCCUGGUGGUGAGCAGCCCUCAGUCCAGCCCUGACGAUCUUGACCGCUUCAUCAUGGUGACCCGGACCAUCCCGGAUGAUGUGAAGCGACUUGCGUCGAUUAUAAUUGCCAACGGCAAGCUUCUCUUCAACCAGGUGGCAGAGAGGCAUGAAGGACAGUGUCAGCAGCAAUCCCCUUCAACACCGGGCAAACCACAGUCCACCAAUGACAACCAGCCUCGUCUGCAGAGGAAGAGCAACGGGUUCUUUAUUAAACAAAAAGCUCCACUGCCAACACCUCCAAGGAAAGAUAAUAAUUCAAAACCAAGCAACCUGUUAAUCGCCAGACAAACUCACAUAGAAGACUGUGAUUAUGUCCAGUUACAGAGGAAAGAGGAAUUUGAAAGGCAAGAGCAAGAAAAGGAAAGCGUCAAACAACGAGAGAGAGAGAGCUUCAAGCAGAAAAAGCUCCUUUUAGAACGAAAGAUGACAGAAGAAAAGAUUCGAAAACUGGGAGAUAGCAGUGUUAAAGGGCUGAAGGAGACCCAGUCCCUUAUCUCUGGCUCUGACCAAUGCAUAAUGUUCUUUAACGCCCUGCAAAAGGCAAUCAUUGCAUUCACUGACAAUGUCAAUGAAAACCAAUCCUUGGAGGUUUUAAUCAAAAACAGCAAAGCAGUGAUAAUGAUUGGCCAAAAGCUGGUGGACCUGCUGUGCCGUGAGACCGGACAGAAGAACAUUCAUAAAGAGAUGCUGAGUAGAAGCAAUCAGUUCUGUGGGAGGAUGAAAAAGGUCGCCAUGGCAACCAAGAAUGCAGUAAUGCAGCCAAACACCAAGACCUUACAAGAGAUGAAGGAUCAGGUGGCAGAACUAUCCCAGCAGGCCGAGCAGCUCAGGCUCCUACUAGAACAGGCCACAUCUCAGAGGGGAGCUGAAAACUGAGAAGCAGGGAGAUUUUAUCUUAUCUCUUGGCUAAAAUUCACAUUACAAAAAAAAUUUUUGCAGUAUUCUAAUUUGUUUUAUCUCUUGCCAUUUGGUUUAAACCAGUUUUUAAAUGAGACAAAGUACAGUAAGGCAAACUAGAAUCAAGGUUUUAUUCAGUAACAAGUUAAGCUGAGGAAGAAGCUAACUUAGAUUUCCAAACAGUUAAUUUUGUUCCUUUGUAGUGGCAUCACAUUUUAGUAUUCAUGGCUAAACAGUAUUUAUUAGAAAAGGUUGGAUAUUGUACAAGAGGACUGUAUCUGGUUCAUCAGAUUCUUUGACCCCCUCCACCCUCUUCUUGCACCAACAAUGCCUUAAUUUGAACUGUUUUAAAGUUUAUUGUAACCUAGGUGAAAAGAGUAGUUUUAGCAAAAUUUAGAACCAAAGUUAAAAAUCAGUAAGCGAACUCCAGGCUUUGUGUUUUCACCAGAGAAGCCUAGUUUCAUCAAGAAAUCUCUUUAAUUUUGAGCUAUAAAUUGAUGUAAAAUAGAGAGCUAGGGUUCUGAUCCCUCUCCCUGCCUUCAAUAGGUGCGAUUAAAAAUAACUGGAGAAAUGCAUGAAAAACAUGGAUUUGAGGUGAGAGUGGUAGCUUUUGAUGCCAAGGCUGCAUUUUACAAUGUGAGGAUGAGGAUGCCCUAGCAAAGCUGGAGUCAGUGGAAAUCAGGUGAAAAACCCCUCUGGUUAGAGUCACCUUGAACAAAGGAAGAUGGUUGUGGUUGUUGGCAGUCAGUCAUCUCAGCUUCUGGAUAUCUGCUAUAUCAAUGAACUUCCCGCCAUCAUAAAGUCAGGAGUGAGGAUGUUUGCUGAUUGUGCAAUGUUCAGUACCAUUUGGAAUUUGUACAAAGCCAGCAAAACAUGGACAAUAAGUGGCAAGUAAUAUUCACAUCUCACAAAAUGCCAGGUAAUGGCCAUCUCCAGUGAGAAUUUAAUUACUGUCCCUUGACAUUGUGAUGAAUUGCCCUCAUCACAUUCCCCCCUGACACACACCAUAUCCAGAAGCAUCCCCUUUUUCACCACUUAAUGCUCAAUAACAGCAAUAUCUACCAUCUAUAGGAUGCACUACAGAAAUUAACCAAGGCUCCCUAGCACCUUCCAAACUCUCGCCCACCUCCAUCAAGGACAAUAGCAGGAGAUACGGGAGAAUGCCACCUACAGUUCCCUUCCACUCACCAUCCUGACUUGGAAACCUGUGGCUAUACCUUCACUGUUGCCAGAUCAAAAGUUUGGACCUCCCUGCCAAAUGGUGUGUGAGCCUAUGUACAACACAGGGACUGCAGUGGUUUAAGAAGUUCAUCACCACUGCAAGCUAGCCCUGCUAACGAUGCCCUCUUCCCCAAAUGAUAUUUUUUAAUAUAAAACACAAGACAAGUGGCAACUGAGAUAUACUCCCUUAUCCCUUAGUUAGGGAAUGCAGUUCAAUAGAAAUGAAUCAGAGCCAUGGUCUAUGUAUUUGCCCAGAUUUUGGCUGAAGUGUGGCAAUGGAAAGAAAAAGGACAAGCUGGCAUGCAGUUGAGGUGUUUGCAGGGUAAUUGCAGGAGAACAGCAAGGAUACAAAUUUCACUAAGAUUCAUUGUCAGAUAAAGCAAGACUUAAAGCUUCAUCUCAUUUGUCCAAUGACACAAUUAAAGCAUCACAUAUCAUUUGUCAGAAAUUCGGUAUCCCUAGUUUCUUAAAACUUCAGGUUUUAUCUGGUCUCUUAUCACUCUCUCCUAUUAGCUUGUCUGCUGCACCAUGGAAUGUUAGAAUUAUGCCCAGUACCAUAUUGAUACAGUAUGCAUGUUUUUAAAAAGUAUUGCCUAAGGCACAAAGAACUUUACAGUUUGGAAGGAAAAUGAUACAAGGUAUGUCUGGAGGAAAGACAAUAAUAUUCAAGUUGCAGGCAAAGACUUUUUUCGUUAGGUGCAUAACUAAUUUUCAUACAGUCAGUGACUACAGGGGUCAGUGAAUUUCUUUGUAACUUGGGACAGAGGGUCUUGGGUGCAAUAAUGUUGAGAAACUCAAUAAAGCAGAAUUAGAAUGUUUAUAUCCCAACACCCCUCAGAAGAUGUAAGAUCUCAGCUAGGGAAGGAGCAAAUUUGAGAAGCUGAUGUCUGCAUUUUUUUUCUCUUUGUUUGUAACACAUUGGUUAGUUUUCCUUUCCUGAGAGGAAAAUAAAUGGAUUUGCCAUAGAGUGCAGAAGAACACCAGUGAGAGUUGUAUGUCUCUUUACUACAAAACAAAAACGAGGCUUGGGGAGGUGUGGAUACAGUAGAUGGGAGUCUUAGGGAGGGUGUUUGCACCACCACAUUUUACACCAUGUAUGAGGGGUCUGGCGGUCUCAUCAGGAUUAAAUUUAUCUGGGCCAUGGAACAUGAUAGGCAACUGCAAACUGAGCAGAGUGUAAAAUGGGUUGUAAUUCAUUCACAAGCUUUUGUAGCAUCACUCAAGACACAUUGUAAACCAACUAAGGAGGUUAACUUAUCACAGAAGCACUGCUCAUUCUGCUCCUAAGGGUGAGUGCCUGACAUUGCAUACCUGCGAUUGAUGGUGUCCCAGUUACAAUAGAUGUUUACCAAAACAGACUUAGGAAAUGACUAAGUACUGGAAUCAGUGUUAUAUAUAGCUCAAGACAAAAUUCUGACUCUUCUGGAUGCAGGCUGGACUAGAUACCAGUUCCAGUCAAAUUGCUAUUGACUAUGAGUGUAAAUCUCAAAAACAGUGAGGUAAUGAACAAAAAAAGGGUAGCUGUUAGUGCCUGAGUAACUCAAUGAGAGGAGGGGAUAGAAGAGGAAGAAAAAGAUCAAUUUUAGGAAUAAGAUUCACUUUUCUUCUUGAGAAAUUGCAAAAAAAAAUCAAUGUUGGUAUGAUAGCUUUUAUAGAUGAUUUUAAUUAACUUUUUGUUUUAAAAAUGCCUAUUAUCUUAUUACAGUGUAGUCUUCAGCCCCAGGGAGCCUCCUUACUAAAAGGUGAAGAAUAAUAAAGCUCUUUAGGGGUUCUUAUCAAUUUGUUUUUGAAAACUCAAUAUUGAACAGUGAUGCUAACAGUAGGAGACUGAAUAAAGAACAGAUCCUCAGACUGUACAUCAGCUAAAUCAGUGUGCUGCUACAGUGAGAUCUGGAUCUAAUAGGGCUGGCAUUUAAAUUUUUUUGUGUACUGCAGCUAGUUUUGUGUUACCGAUUUUGAUCCCUGCCAUCUGGAGCUCAUUAAUACAUCCAGCCAGAACCCUUCAUGACAAAUCCAACUCCAUAUACAAUAUGGUUGUCAUUCCACCAUGCAGUCGCUGCUCUGUGCGCUGUACAUUGAAUUCUGGUCCAAUAUUAGUCAGUGUCAAAAUAACAAAUAAGUAAUUGGUUCCUUUAACUUCCAUAUAAACAGUACAGCAACUUCAAAAAAGGAAUACUUGUGGAUUAAAUGAUAACAUACAAAGCUGACUAGAGUUAUGCUCCUCUACAUUACUUUUGCAUAAAUGUCAUUUUGCUGUCUGCCUUACUGUUGAAGUGAAUGGUACAACAUUGAUGUAUUUACAUGGUGAAUACCAACAAAACCUUGGGCAGAUGUUAAAGCUAGUAAUUAGCAGCUUUUAAAACAACAUGCAAGCUGUUAAUUAUCAUAAUGUAAAUUCUGGUAUGAAUAAUUAUUGCUAAUGAAUCAAAGUUUAAAAAACCUGAAGAAACAAAAGUUCAAAUGUUCAAUUUUAAUUUUGUUCACUUUUCAUUUUUAUCUUCUCUCUCAAUCCCUUUAUACACAUUAUUUAACAUUGAAUUCCCCUAAUUUUAAUUCACUGUUGUCUCAUCACUCACCAGGAGCCCAGAUGCCCAAUUUACAUCACCUUAUUGCUAUCAACUCUGACUUACAGCAAUGUUGUGGACUUUUUAGUGAGUUGAAGGGAGUAGAAUCAGGUUGCUGCUGUUAGAUGUCCUAUUACUUUUUAAAAAAAAAAGGCAAGGGCAAUUGGUGGCUAAGCCAGUAUCUGUUACUCAUCCCUCCUCAUGUUGGAAUUUGAAUUCAAUAAUAUGGAAUUACGAGCUUAAUGAUGACCAUAAAUCCAUGAUUGUCAGAAAAUAAUGUCUGAUUCACUAAUGUCCUUAAGAGGAAGAAACUGCCAUCCUUACCUGGUUUGGCCUACAUGUGACUCCAGACCCACAGCAAUGUAAUUGACUCUUAACCGCCCUCUAGCCAAUUCCAGAUGGGCAGUAAAUGCAGGCGAGCCAAUGAUGCCCACAUCCCAUGAAUAAAUUUUAAAAAUGUCUUGAGCCACUGCAGCCCAUGUAGUAUUGGUAGAUCCAUAGUGUUGUUAGGGAGGAUUUGGACCCAAUGACAGUGAAGGAUGGUAAUAUAAUUCCAAGUCAGAAUGGUGUGCAGUUUGGAGGGGAGCUUGAAAGAGAUGGUGUUCCCAUGUGCCUGCUGCCUCUGCCUUACAGGCCAGUGACUCAUCUGUGUUACAUCUCAGAUAUGCGACAGGCAGUAAAACAGAUUUCUAUGUACAGUACUAAGGAACUCAGUAGCCCCCUCAUCCCCAGGACCAUGUUACCAACAAUUAGCAUUUAUACAGCACCUUUAACAUAGUUUGAUCUAAGAGGUUGGUUUUAGCAAUGUCAAGACAAAGGAUUAGGAGGGAAUUUGCACUUUGGAUCUAAGUAGCUGAAGCCACCUAUGGGAGACUGAAGAAAAUCAGGAUGUGCAAGAAGCCAGAUUUGAAGCAGAGCAGAAAUUGUCAGGUUGAAGGUGGUGGGAACGGCAAAGCCAUUGCUAGAUUUAAAAAUAAGAAUUAGUAUUUUAAAAUUGAGGGCACUGCACUAGGGACUGGGAGCCCACGUAGGUUAUUGGAUGCAAGAGUGAUAAGCAUCAUUAAUUUAAAUCCAAAUCUUUCUAGCGUGAGACCCUUUACCAGAAUUCUGUCUUGUCUUAUUGAUAAUAAAUACAACAAUCUCAGUAAUGACUCCCAGUCACCAUUGCCAAUAUUUCCAGUAUUCAUUGUUGAAGCAGAAGUAUUUUCUGUUCAUAAACAAUUUAAAAUAUGCUCAGAGUAAACAAAGGUUUGCAACUAUUUAAGCCACACAGGGACCACCACUUGCAGAAUAGCCAUUUUGGCUAGGUGGAGGGAGGCAUUUAGCAACUGUAGGCUGUAUUGUACCAGAAACCACUAGAAUUCAACAAAAUUUCAAAGGACAUAGACAAUUAGAAGACAGACUUGGAUUUAUCUGGUGCUUUUUGCAACCUCAGGAUAUUCCGUAGCAUUUCCCAGUCAAUCAAAAAACUGCUGGAUUGUAGGGAACACGACUGCUAAUUUGCACACAGCAAAAUCUCAUAAGACACAGGGUUAAUGGUCAGACAAUACAUUUUAAGUUUGGUUGAGUGGAUUAAUAUUAGCCAGCCAGGGCAUUAGAAAAUAUUCCUACUGCUGUUCAAAUAAUGGCAUGGGAUUUAGGUUUAUAAAUCCUGUCAACCACAACACAGCACAAACCGAGAUUUUUGUUCAAAUCUCUGGACUAGUGCUUGAACUUACAACCUUCUAAUUCAGAGGAAAGGCAGCUAGCAUUAACCAAAAUGCCACCUGAGAAGGCUGCUGAUUCUGGCCACACAACUUGGACAAAUUAAAAGAACACGCUUGAUUGAUUUUUUUUUAAAAUAGAAUGCUUAAGUCUUACUGUACAAUGUUUCCAGUUGUAAAAUUCAGAACUGUUUUGUAUUUCUUCUAUGCAUUUUUUCUUCUGGUGAGUUGCAUCACAUUAUGUUUGAAGAGGUGAUGCUGGUAGAACCAUUUUUAUGUUUUUGUACAUUUUCAUUAAAAUAUUAUUGCUACGGUUGUUUUUCAUUCUG
Molecule: messenger RNA, 7743 nt
Organism: Rhincodon typus (whale shark)
Lineage: Eukaryota; Metazoa; Chordata; Chondrichthyes; Orectolobiformes; Rhincodontidae
Product: cas scaffolding protein family member 4-like
Exons: 3
Biological process (GO): cell surface receptor protein tyrosine kinase signaling pathway; cell migration
Cellular component (GO): plasma membrane; cytoplasm
Source: RefSeq, a predicted model, not a curated record